Messenger RNA from Funneliformis mosseae, 612 nucleotides. The record is from the annotation of a GenBank genome assembly. Lineage: Eukaryota; Fungi; Glomeromycota; Glomeromycetes; Glomerales; Glomeraceae.
AUGUAUUUAACUCAAGAAUCGACCGAUUUAUUCUUUCAAUUUCCUCCUUCUCCCAUCAGUUCAGAGUCAACUUUUCCUAAUAAUAAUUGUGAAAAUUUUCAGGUUCAAGUUGAUGAUAUCAUUGUUAAAAAUCUUUUGAACAUGAUCCCUCCUCCAAUUACGGUCAAAGAAUUUGUUGAAAGUAAUUCUUUUGCAACUUCAGAUGGUCACAUUAAAAGACCAUCCAAUUGUUUCAUGAUUUUCCGUAAAAUAGCACACGGGCAGAAGAACAAGACACCAGCUUUAGCACAUUAUAACGAACGUGAGUUUUCUAGAAUCAUAGCUAGGAUAUGGAACAAUCUUACCGAAGAUGAGUUAAACAUCUAUAAGGAUUUGAGCAAAGAAAUUGUUGAAAUUCAUCGUAUCAAAUUCCCUGAAUAUAAAUAUACACCGAAAAGGAAUAAGACCGUAUGGAAGCAUUUCGUUCGCCCAGUUGAAAAAAAGAAUAAAAGAAAAGUUGGCGUAAAAAAAUCAAAAAAACAAAACCAUAUUACAUCGAAUUUUCCGUAUACACCACCUGUACUUGAAAGCGCAAAUAUCAAUUGUUUAGUGGUUUUAUCAAGUUCAAAAUAG